Cuscuta campestris is the source of this 2098-nucleotide messenger RNA. Lineage: Eukaryota; Viridiplantae; Streptophyta; Magnoliopsida; Solanales; Convolvulaceae. The record is from the annotation of a GenBank genome assembly.
CUCAUUUCUGUUUGGGAGGGAAGGAGGGAAUUGCUCAGGGUAUUAAAUGUAUCUGAUCUUGAACAAUGUAAAGAAGUAAUAACCAUUUCAAGUUUUGAGCAGAUAACUAAAGCUGGGGAAAUUGGAUCUUCAACAAUGCCUCACAAUGUGAAUCCCAUUGAUUUUGAGAACACUGAAGGAAAUCUAGGAGUUGCUAAUGGAAACCUACAGCAUCUUAGCACAAAGCUACCUAUUUCUCGGUUGCAGAGGGAUUUGACGGAUUCAACUGCUCUGAGAAACAUGGGAGUAGGGUUGGGGCAUUCACUUAUUCCAUAUCGAAAUGCAUUACAGGGAAUUACAAAGCUUCAGGUCAAUGAAGCUGCCUUGACAGAAGAUUUGAACCAAACACUGGAGGUUCUUGCAGAACCUAUACAAACUGUCAAAACAAUGUCUGCCAAUAACUCUUGCGAUUUGGUACUAUCAAGUUUAACAGCUGUAUGCCCGUUGGAUGGCCGCUACUGGGAUAAAUUUAAGGUCCUUGCUCCGUUCAUGAGCGAGUAUGGGCUCAUUCGCUUUCGAGUUUUAGUUGAGAUUGAGUGGUUGUUAAAGCUUUCAGAAGUUCCAGAAAUCCCCGAAGUUCCUGAUUUCUCUCCGGGAGCGAAGUCGUUCCUACAUGACUUGAUUGAUGGAUUUAGCUUGGAUGAUGCCAUGGAAGUGAAGGAAAUUGAGAGAGUGACUAACAAUGAUGUUAAAGCAGUGGAGUACUUCCUGAAACAAAGAUGCCAAUCACAUGAAGAAAUUUCAAAGGUGCUUGAGUUUUCCCAUUUUGAAUGCACUUCUGAAGACAUCAACAACCUAGCACAUGCAUUAACGCUAAAAGAAGCUAUUAGCAGUGUUAUAUUGCGAGUCAUGGAUGAAUUGAUUACAGCAAUCACUAGCAUUGCCACAAAGACUGCUCAUGUCCCAAUGCUAUCCCACACCCAUGGGCAGCCAGCUACACCUACAACACUAGGCAAGGAAAUGGCCAAUUUUUCAUAUCGGUUAUAUACAGCAAGGCAGAAGAUUUCACAAAUUGCACAAAUUGAGAUUGAAUCCCUUGACGAUAUGGCCAAACUGUCUAAAUCAAUUAUCCGAUUCAACACCAUUUUAAUUAAUUUUAAUCGAGACAUUUGGGACUACAUUUCCUUGCGAUACUUCAAACAGAUAACUAAAGCUGGUGAAAUUGGAUCUUCAACAAUGCCUCACAAGGUGAAUCCCAUUGAUUUUGAGAACAGCGAAGGAAAUCUAGGAGUUGCUAAUGGAAGUCUAUCGUAUUUUAGCACAAAGCCACCUAUUCCUCCGUGGUAGGUACACCAUACUUGUCCACUUUUUGUGAGGGAUUUGACGGAUUCAACUGCUCUGCGAAACAUGGGAGUAGGGUUGGGGCAUUCACUUAUUGCAUAGGGAUUUGACGGAUUCCCUGUAAUUCACUUACAGCGAAUUACAAAGCUUCAGGUCAAUGAAGCUGCCUUGACACAAGACUUGAACCGAUCAUGGGAGGUUCUUGCUGAAGCUAUACAAACUGUGAUGCGAAGAGAUGGCGUCCCCGAGCCUUAUGAAAAGCUGAAAGAGCUAACCCGGGGGAGGACAGUGACAAAAGAAAGCAUUAGAGAGUUCAUUGAAGGUUUGGAAUUACCACCCAAUGCAAAGACAUCUCUCUUGAACUUAACACCACAUACAUAUAUCGGCGCUGCUGCUGAGUUGGCCAAGAACAUCGAGAGCGCUGUUCAAAAUGUUGGGCAACAACAUCAAAAGUAGAGAGGCUGUUUCUGAAGAGACCCCUGGCACAGUGUCCAAAGUUGCAUUGAUUGACUAACUGCUACUUCUUAACAUUCAUUCCGUUGAUGUUUUAUUAUGUUAUGUGUCAUCGAUAACAUUUCCUUUUUCCAACUACUUUUGGAUUCUUUCUAUCUUCUUCGAGCAUGCAACUUUAUUUAUCCAAUUCAACAGAGUAGUCUUAAAAUUGUUGUAAAUAUUUUUAAAAUACGCAAGCCGUACAAUUUAAAUGUAGCAAUAUUUAAAUCUUGAUGAUAAUACCUAUGGAGUAUAUUUUAUUUCAUAAUAAAUUUGAAUUCCAUUA